Cyclospora cayetanensis is the source of this 372-nucleotide messenger RNA. RefSeq lists its product as uncharacterized. NCBI's taxonomy places the organism in Eukaryota, Apicomplexa, Conoidasida, Eucoccidiorida, Eimeriidae. The transcript has 3 exons. The coding region runs from base 1 to 372 and encodes 123 amino acids. The record is from RefSeq and is a predicted model, not a curated record.
AUGAAAAUAACAGUAGAAGCAACAGAUAUAAGGGAUGACAAAAAGUACUACGCCACUGUCGAGUCAUGGGAAACACUCGAGACUGUCCGGUCCAUUCUUCAAGAAAAGGUUCCAAAUGCAACAACAACAAACCAGCAGUUUUACGUUCAAGAUGAAUUCAUCAAUCCAACCAUCCCCGCCGAUCAACUACGGAAGAAAUCGAGGGCAGCGGGCAUGCUGGACGAUAACGAAGAUGAAGGAGAACCCAAACUCGCCCGUUGUUUUCUGUAUAUCAGCCCUACCCCGCUUGACUUCGGUAACAUGAUGCUAGACGGUAAAUGGCAGAAACACCAAGAGGAAAAUUACCAGAAGGGGGAGGCUACACUAAUUUAG